GGACAGGAGCUGGGGAAAUGGGGGGCUGGUCUGGGACCCUCUGGACUGAGUUCAACCCGUCCGUCUUUGACCUGCUUUUCGGGGCUCCCUCCCGGGCUCAGCCUUCCCCGGCCGGUCUUGCUGGCCCCGCAGGGUGGCUGUUGGGUCGGUGAAAUGAGCGCGCGAGUGGCACGUCCCUUCCCAGCGCUCAAGCCCUGUUCCCCGCCGUCUUUCCUGCCAGGACCAUCAGCACGUGCCCAUCGACAUCCAGACCAACAAGCUGCUCGACUGGCUGGUGGACAGAAGGCACUGCAACCUGAAGUGGCAGAGUCUGGUGUUAACCAUCCGAGAGAAGAUCAAUGCUGCCAUCCAGGACAUGCCGGAGAGCGAGGAGAUCGCCCAGCUGCUCUCUGGGUCCUGACUGGCAGGAGAUUGUAGCCCUGUAUGAGAAGGACAACACCUACCUAGUUGAACUCUCCAGCCUCCUGGUUCGGAAUGUCAACUACGAGAUCCCCUCACUGAAGAAGCAGAUCGCCAAGUGCCAGCAGCUGCAGCAAGAAUACAGCCGCAAGGAGGAGGAGGGCCAGGCGGGGGCCGCUGAGAUGCGGGAGCAGUUCUACCACUCGUGCAAGCAGUACGGCAUCACGGGGGACAACGUCCGGAGAGAACUGCUGGCCCUGGUGAAGGACCUGCCGAGUCAGCUGGCCGAGAUCGGGGCGGGGGCCCAGUCCCUAGGGGAAGCCAUUGAUCUGUACCAGGCCUGCGUGGGGUUUGUGUGUGAAAGCCCCGCAGAGCAGGUGUUGCCAAUGCUGCGGUAUGUGCAGACGCGGGGCAACUCCACGGUGUAUGAGUGGAGGACCGGCUCGGAGCCCUCGGUGGUGGAGCGGCCGCACCUUGAGAAGCCUCCUGAGCAGGUGGAGGACGACGCGAUUGACUGGGGCGACUUCGGGGUGGAGGCGGCGUCUGAAGGGGCUGACUCUGGCAUCUCUGCCCAGGCUGUGGGAAUUGACUGGGGCAUCUCCCUGGAGUCCGACUCAAAGGAAACAGGGGGUGAUGAGAUAGAAUGGGGAGAUGAUGCCGCUGCUCUGCAGAUCACAGUGCUGGAAGCCGGAACCCAGGCUCCAGAAGGUGUUGCUAGGGGCCCAGAUGCUCUGACGCUUCUUGAAUACCCCGAGACCCGGAAUCAGUUCAUUGAUGAGCUCAUGGAGCUCGAGAUCUUCUUGUCCCAGAGAGCAGUGGAGAUGAGUGAGGAGGCAGACAUCCUGUCCGUGAGCCAGUUCCAGCUGGCUCCAGCCAUCCUGCAGGGCCAGACCAAAGCGAAGAUGGUCACCAUGGUGUCGGCGCUGCAGGAUCUCAUUGGCCGGCUCACCAGUCUUCGAAUGCAGCACCUGUUUAUGAUCCUGGCCUCACCGAGGUAUGUGGACCGAGUGACUGAGCUCCUCCAGCAGAAGCUGAAGCAGUCCCAGCUGCUGGCUCUGAAGAAGGAGCUGAUGGUGCAGAAGCAACAGGAAGCGCUUCGGGAGCAGGCAGCCCUGGAGCCCAAGCUGGACCUGCUGCUGGAGAAGACCAGGGAGCUGCAGAAGCUGAUUGAGGCGGACAUUUCCAAGAGGUACAACGGGCGCCCCGUGAACCUGAUGGGAACCUCUCUGUGACAUGAUCCCCGUUCUUCCUGCCAGUCUUCUCAGCCUUCAGGACAGAGGAGGGACUGACAGCCAGGGACCCCUCCCGACAAGAGGCCAGGCCAGCUGGAGGAUGGAAAGCCCCUUGAUGGAACCAUCACCCAGAUGGUGACCUUGGCACUCGCUGUAGUCUCUGCAAGAAGCUGUCUUGGUUGGUCCUGUGGCCCAUCAGCCUGAAACCACAGCUUCUGCUCCUUCUCGUUAUCUAGUUGGACUUAAUAAAAGAGGAAAGGACCCUUGCUUCA
Camelus dromedarius (Arabian camel) is the source of this 1903-nucleotide messenger RNA. It is a transcript of the gene CDK5RAP3, whose product is annotated as CDK5 regulatory subunit associated protein 3. The transcript is spliced from 12 exons. Gene Ontology annotation, biological process: regulation of mitotic cell cycle; regulation of cyclin-dependent protein serine/threonine kinase activity. The record is from RefSeq and is a predicted model, not a curated record. The coding region runs from base 339 to 1631 and encodes 430 amino acids. Gene Ontology annotation, cellular component: endomembrane system. NCBI's taxonomy places the organism in Eukaryota, Metazoa, Chordata, Mammalia, Artiodactyla, Camelidae.